AUUGUCUACCUGCUGGGCUCCCCAUAUUGUGAGGAGGGGAAAAGUACACUCCAUUCUGUUUCCUACAACAUGUGCAGAAGUUAAUCUCGGCCCCACUAUUCUGGAUGAAAGACUCCUUCCUUCCCUUAAGAAGACACCUGCACUAUGUCUUAAACCAGAUGGUUUGCAUGCUACAGAGGUUAGCAGCCCCUGAUAGUAAGUAAAACACAGUGAGACUGUGCACAGAACUAACCCUACCUCUGUAUCCUUAUUUUAUCUCAGGUUCAGGAACAGGCUCCUGCACAAACCAUAAAUUGUUGGCGCUGUAACAAGGUUGUCUGUAAGUUGCCUGAGUGGCGAAAAGAGUCACAUUGGACACCUCUAACCAUUUUCUUUUUCCUUUCCAGUGUGUUCCAUGGGAAACAGCACCAGCCGGCUCUACAGUGCGCUUGCCAAGACGCUGAGCAGCAGUGCCGUGUCCCAGCACCAGGACUGCCUGGAGCAGCCGGACUCGGCACGGCUGGAUCCUAUAGACCCCAAGGAUUUGCUGGAGGAAUGUCAGAUUGUUCUGCAGAAACGGCCACCCCGGUUUCAGAGGAACUUUGUGGACCUGAAGAAAAACACUGUCACUAACCACCGCCCCAUUCGGGUCAUGCAGUGGAACAUCCUUGCCCAAGCUCUUGGAGAAGGCAAAGACAACUUUGUUCAGUGCCCCAUGGAAGCUCUGAAGUGGGAGGAGAGGAAGUGCCUCAUCCUGGAAGAAAUCCUUGCGUACAAGCCUGACAUCUUGUGCCUGCAAGAAGUCGACCACUACUUUGACACCUUUGAGCCACUCCUCAGCCGACUCGGCUACCAGUGUACUUUCUUCCCGAAGCCGUGGUCCCCGUGCCUAGAUGUGGAGCAGAACAACGGGCCGGAUGGCUGCGCCUUGUUUUUCCUCAAGGACCGCUUUGAGCUCAUCAACAGCGCUAACAUCCGGCUAACCGCCAUGAAGCUGAAAACCAACCAGGUGGCCAUAGCUCAGACGCUGAAGUGCAAUGAAACUGGACGGCUGUUCUGCAUUGCUGUCACUCACCUGAAAGCUCGUACUGGCUGGGAGAGGUUUCGGUCAGCACAAGGCUGCGAUCUUCUCCAGAACCUGAAGAAUAUUACCCAAGGUGCAAAGAUCCCUCUGAUCAUCUGUGGAGACUUCAACGCGGAGCCAACUGAGGAGGUCUACAGAGAAUUUUCCAACUCCAGCCUCAAUUUAAACAGUGCGUACAAGCUGCUGAGCCCCGACGGGCAGUCGGAGCCCCCAUACACCACUUGGAAGAUCCGGCCAUCGGGAGAGUGCCGGCACACGCUGGAUUAUAUCUGGUAUUCCCAGCACGCCUUGAAUGUGAACUCAGCCCUGGGCUUGCUGACUGAAGAGCAAAUUGGGCCCAACAGGCUGCCAUCAUUCAAUUACCCUUCCGAUCACCUGUCUCUGGUGUGUGACUUUAGUUUUAACCAAGACCCUGAUAGACUGCUGUGAUGUGUUGGAAUGGCACCUGGUAUUGCAGUGACUUAACUUGCCACUAUUUUAUUUUAGAGAAAACUUUGGAAGCUGGAAGCUAUUGAAGGAUGAGGAAGUACUGUUGACUAAACAUUAUUUCGGGUACUUGUUUGGAGCUACAUUUGCCAUUCAAGCGCUUGUUAAUCAGGAGCCUCCAAGGGAGGAAGAAAGGAGCCAGUGUUGUCGUCGUGGUGUUCUUGCCAUGUCGGGGUUUGAAAACCAGAAGGCAAUGAGCUUUAUCCUUUCACUAACCCCUGUGUUUAAGGAUUUAAUCCUCUAAUGAAUGUGGAGGCCUUAGUAUUUAAAUCAAAACACUUGUGUUUGUAAAACAACUUGCCCUGGCAGCAUGCUAAUUUUAUUUAUUUCAUGUUAAGCUUGUGCAAGUACCAAAGGGAAUGAGGCUCAACUACCCAGCAAGAUUCUCUUAAAUCUUUUUCUGUUUCAGUACAAAGGAAGUUUAAUGCAGUUUAGAUGUGAACAAAUCUAAGCUCAUAGUAGUGUUGUCUUCUCAUUUUUACAUGACUUGAGAUGACAGUUUCAUUAAAAGUGAAUGGAUAACAGCAGCACAGUGUGAGGAAGGCCCCCUCCAGUAAGAGCAGGUGAGGAAAUAGAGGCUAAUUACAUCAUAUAGUAAUAUCCUCACUCUUCCAGAUGAAUGUGCAUGUGUCUGUUACAUACAUACAGCCUGUAGACACACAGUGACUUACCUUUGUCUCGUCUGUGCUUCCCUCCAGAGGACACCCCUAACUAGGGAGUAUUUCCUCCUCUGUUUCAAGUUAUUACUUUUCUAAAUGGUUUAAACUUGUAGUCUUGUCCAUCUUGCUGUUUCAGUAAAGGGCCAAUCUUCAUGUUAAAAGACUUUCUUUUAUUUAUCUUCAGAAUCUUAAGCUACACUGGAACCUGUUAGAAGAUAAAAUUUAUUUAUUGAGAGAAGCUGGUGAUCCUGCAUCUGACUUGAAAUCAUAUACCAACAGUGUUCAGGAGCCUCUUUCUAUGGCCCAGCACCUAGGCUACAACAGAGCUGUGUUAGUGUAUGUGCUGGUUUGGGCUGGGUUAAUUUUCUUCACUUUUACUCUUCUGAUUCCCUCCCCUAUCCUGCCGCGGGGACAGUGAGCUGUGUGGUGCUUAGUUGCCGGCUGGGGUUAAACCAUGACAGUGUAGUAACUCUUGUGUAUGGAGUGGUGCUCAUUGGUAUGGCACAGGUGUUGCAUAGGUGGAUUGUAAACAUGCGUCUAUGCCGGAAAAUGAGGUGGGGAGAGAGGAGAGACACAACAGCUGUAGAUGCGCCGAUAUUCAGAUAGUUGUGAAAGAUGAGGCAGAGUAAAUAAAGCAAUACUUCCACAUAAGGUAAGGCCCAUAGUUAACUUGUAAAUGUUCCAGGUGUUUAUUAAUAAAAGUCUUUGGG
Molecule: messenger RNA, 2918 nt
Organism: Athene cunicularia (burrowing owl)
Lineage: Eukaryota; Metazoa; Chordata; Aves; Strigiformes; Strigidae
Gene: NOCT
Product: nocturnin
Exons: 2
Coding region: 395-1492 (365 amino acids)
Biological process (GO): circadian rhythm
Molecular function (GO): poly(A)-specific ribonuclease activity
Source: RefSeq, a predicted model, not a curated record